CAGUGGAGGGAUUGGCAGAGAGGGGUGGAGGACACUGAAUGGAGGCCAGUGGAGGGAUUGGCAGAGAGGGGUGGAGGACACUGAGUGGAGGCCAGUGGAGGGAUUGGCAGAGAGGGGUAGAGGACACUGAAUGGAGGCCAGUGGAGGGAUUGGCAGAGAGGGGUGGAGGACACUGAAUGGAGGCCAGUGGAGGGAUUGGCAGAGAGGGGUGGAGGACACUGAGUGGAGGCCAGUGGAGGGAUUGGCAGAGGGGGGUGGAGGACACUGAAUGGAGGCCAGUGGAGGGAUUGGCAGAGGGGGGUGGAGGACACUGAGUGGAGGCCAGUGGA
Molecule: messenger RNA, 329 nt
Organism: Staurois parvus
Lineage: Eukaryota; Metazoa; Chordata; Amphibia; Anura; Ranidae
Source: the annotation of a GenBank genome assembly